Messenger RNA from Aphidius gifuensis, 3711 nucleotides. RefSeq names its product valine--tRNA ligase (gene ValRS). Gene Ontology annotation, molecular function: aminoacyl-tRNA deacylase activity; valine-tRNA ligase activity; ATP binding. The coding region runs from base 66 to 3533 and encodes 1155 amino acids. The transcript has 6 exons. NCBI's taxonomy places the organism in Eukaryota, Metazoa, Arthropoda, Insecta, Hymenoptera, Braconidae. The record is from RefSeq and is a predicted model, not a curated record. Gene Ontology annotation, biological process: valyl-tRNA aminoacylation. Gene Ontology annotation, cellular component: cytosol.
UGACUGAUAAUAGUGAUAAUUAUUUGAAAUCAAUUGUUGAUUAAAAUUAUUAAUUUAUUUUAAUCAUGGUGGAAACUCCAAAUGAUUCGGCCAAUGGCCAAGUUGCUCCACCAAAAACAGCCAAGCAGUUAGAAAAGGAAGCUAAAAAACUUGCAAAAUUAGAAAAGUUUAAACAAAAGCAAGAUAAAAAAGAUACUCCAAUAGUUGAUAAUUCAAAGCCUAAAGAAAAACCUGAGAAAAAAAAUGAAAAAAAGAAAGAAGUCAAGGAAUCAGCUGUUUAUACUGAACAAACACCUGCUGGUGAUAAAAAAAAUAUUGAUGUUCCAAUGCCAGAUGCAUAUAGUCCACAAUUUGUUGAAGCAGCUUGGUAUCCUUGGUGGGAAAAACAAGGAUUCUUCAAGCCUGAAUAUGGAAGAAAAUCCAUUACUGAGCCAAAUCCAAAUGGUACAUUUGUCAUGGUAAUUCCACCACCAAAUGUUACUGGUUAUCUUCAUCUUGGACAUGCUCUUACAAAUGCAGUUGAAGAUUCAAUAACUCGAUGGAAUCGUAUGAAAGGUCGUACAACUCUUUGGAAUCCUGGUUGUGAUCAUGCUGGUAUUGCAACACAAGUUGUUGUUGAAAAAAAAUUAUGGAGAGAAGAAAAUAAAACACGUCAUGAUUUAGGAAGAGAAAAAUUUAUUGAAAAAAUAUGGGAAUGGAAAAAUGAAAAAGGUGGAAGAAUUUAUGAACAAUUAAAAAAACUUGGUAGUUCUGUUGAUUGGGAACGUGAAUGUUUUACAAUGGAUCCAAAACUUUGUCGUGCUGUUACUGAAGCAUUUGUACGUUUACAUGAUGAAAAAAUUAUUUAUCGUAGUAAUAGACUUGUUAAUUGGUCUUGUACAUUAAAAAGUGCAAUUUCUGAUAUUGAAGUUGAUAAAAUUGAAUUAACUGGUAAGACACUUUUAUCAAUACCUGGCUACAAGGAAAAAAUUGAAUUUGGUGUAUUGGUACAUUUUUCAUAUGUCAUUGAUGGAACAAAUGAAAAAGUUACUGUUGCAACAACAAGAAUUGAAACAAUGCUUGGUGAUACAGCAAUUGCUGUUCAUCCAAAUGACAAACGUUAUACACAUUUAAUUGGUAAAUUUGCAAUUCAUCCAUUUUGUGAUAGAAAAAUACCAAUAAUUGCUGAUGAUUUUGUUGAAAUGGAAUUUGGUACUGGUGUUGUUAAAAUAACACCAGCACAUGAUCCAAAUGAUUAUGAAGUUGGUAAACGUCAUAAUUUACCAUUUAUAACAAUAUUUGAUGAAGAAGGAAUAAUUAUUGGUGAUUGUGGUAAAUUUACUGGUAUGAAACGUUUUCAUGCUAGAAAAAUGAUAAUUGAUGAAUUAACUGAAAAAAAUUUAUUCGUUGAAAUUAAAGAUAAUCCAAUGGUUGUACCAAUGUGUAGUAGAUCAAAAGAUAUUGUUGAACCAAUGAUUAAACCACAAUGGUAUGUUAAAUGUGAUGAUAUGGCUAAAGAUGCCAUGGAAGUUGUUAAUAAUGGUGAACUUAAAAUAAUACCAGAACAACAUAAAAAAACAUGGGAACAUUGGAUGACUGGUAUACGUGAUUGGUGUAUCUCAAGACAACUUUGGUGGGGUCAUAGAAUUCCAGCUUAUUACAUAACAUUUAAUGAUAAUUCACAUAAAGAUAUGUCUGAUGAUGAUAGAUGGAUUAGUGCAAGAUCAGAUGAUGAAGCAAAAAUUAAAGCAUCAAAGAAAUUUAAUGUAUCAAUUGAUAAUAUUAAUAUUAAACAAGAUCCAGAUGUUCUUGAUACAUGGUUUUCAUCUGGUUUAUUUCCAUUUUCAAUAUUUGGCUGGCCAGAUAAUACACAAGAGCUACAAGCAUUUUAUCCUGGUGCAUUAUUAGAAACUGGACAUGAUAUUAUAUUCUUUUGGGUUGCAAGAAUGGUUUUUUUGGGACGUAAAUUAUUAGGAAAAUUACCAUUUAAAGAAGUUUAUUUACAUGCAAUGGUUAGAGAUGCACAUGGUAGAAAAAUGAGUAAAUCACUUGGUAAUGUUAUUGAUCCAAUGGAUGUUAUUAAUGGUACAACAUUGGAUAAUCUUCAUAAACAAUUAAUGGAAUCAAAUUUAGAUCAAAAAGAAUUAAAACGUGCUAUUGAUGGACAAAAACGUGAUUAUCCACAGGGUAUACCUGAAUGUGGUACUGAUGCACUUAGAUUUGCACUUUGUUCAUAUACAUCACAAGGUAGAGAUAUUAAUCUUGAUAUUCUUCGUGUACAAGGUUAUAGAUUUUUCUGUAAUAAAUUAUGGAAUGCUACUAAAUUUGCACUUAUGUAUCUUGGUGAUUACAAGGAUAAUGGUGACAACCAGAAUGUUUCAAAAGAGACAACAAAUAUUGGUGAUACAGAAUGGUAUAUUAAUGCUCUUCAUGAAGAUUGUAUUCAAGAUGCACUUGAUAAUUAUUUAUCAGAAUUUCCAUAUCUUGAUGGCUAUACACCAUCUCAAGCUGAUGCAAAAAUAUAUCAAAUGAUUAUUAAAGUAACAAUUAAUAAACGUUAUCGACCACAUCUUGAUAGAUGGAAAAAACAUCUUAAAAGUUUUAAAAAUUCUGAAAAAUUAGCUUUUCGUCAAGAAGAAGGUGGCUUUCUUUCUAACUGUCAGUCUAAAACAACUUCAAAUUUCCUCAGUGGCUAUCAGCUCACUGGUCAUGAGACAAAUGUUGAUCUUUGGAUGCUUUCAAGAGUUAGUUAUGCUGCUAAAACUUGUGAUGAAGGAAUGGCUCAAUAUGAUUUUAAUGGUGCAACAACAGCAUGUUACAAUCUUUGGCUGUAUGAUUUGUGUGAUGUUUAUUUGGAAUAUUUAAAACCAGUAUUUCAAAGUGGAACUGAAGAAGAAAUAUUUACAGCUAGAAAAGUAUUAUUUAAAACUUUAGAUAUUGGUUUGAGAUUAUUGAGUCCAUUUAUGCCAUUUAUAACUGAAGAACUUUAUCAACGUUUACCAAGAACAACACUUAAAUAUCCAAGUAUAUGUGUUAGUCCAUAUCCAGAUGAAAAAGAAUGUCCAUGGAGAAAUGAAGACAUUGAUAAAGAUGUUGACUUUGCUCAAAAAGUUAUAAAAUGCAUAAGAUCAAAUAGAUCAACUUAUAAUCUUCCAAAUAAAAUAAAAACAGAUGUUUAUAUUGAGUGUAGCAGUGACGAACUCAAAGCAAGACUUCAAAAAUAUAAUUCAUUAAUUGGUACAUUAGCAUAUUCAAAUGUUUUAGAGGGUAAACCACCACUUGGAUGUACAAUUAUAACUGUUACUGAUAAACUUCAAGUUCAUUUACUUCUCAAGGGUUUGAUUGAUCCUCAAAUUGAAUCAGCUAAAUUGGGAAAAAAGAAAGAAUUAUUAACAUCAACAAUACUUAAAUUAAAACAAGCAAUAUCAGCAAGUGAUUAUACAACUAAAGUUCCAGUUGAUGUUCAAACAGCUAAUUCAGAAAAAUUAGAAAAUAGUGAAGGUGAACUUGAACGUUUAGCUGAAGCUAUGGAAGCUCUACGUUUAAUGAUGUAAAAUUGAUUGAUUGACAAAAUAGAAUCAUAGUUACAAUUUCAAUAAUUCAAUAGACAAUUAAUAAAAAAUUCUUGAUGUAAAAAUGUUUUAAACAUUUACUUUUUUAUAUAAAUAUUUUUAAAAUCCAUUUAUCUCUUUGUACCAUGAUCAACAAAAAUAAAAUAAUUAUUAAAAUUUA